Theobroma umbraticum is the source of this 804-nucleotide messenger RNA. RefSeq names its product putative FBD-associated F-box protein At5g22720. Gene Ontology annotation, molecular function: protein binding. The record is from RefSeq and is a predicted model, not a curated record. Lineage: Eukaryota; Viridiplantae; Streptophyta; Magnoliopsida; Malvales; Malvaceae.
AUGGAUUCUUUUACUUUGUCAACUAAAUCGAUUACUCAAAAUCGAUUUAGUGAAUUUCCUGAUGAACUUGUUGAUCAAAUUUUUUCUUAUCUUCCACCAAAGGAUGUAGUAAGAACUUGUGCAUUAUCGAAAAGAUGGCGAUGCUGGUGGACUUCUUUUAACUUUAUUAGUUUUGAUUUCGAUCCAUGGAAUGAGGAGGAGGAGCAGGGAGCUCGUUUCUUGGAUAUGAUUAAGAGAGAGCUGCUCAUUCCUGACAAUGAAUACACAAGAAUAUUUCGUCUACACUUGGAUAUACAUGGCCCUUUUUAUACUUAUUCCAACAUCAUGGUGUCAAUGUCAUUGGUUCAGCUUGCUCACUGCACACUUAAGUUAUUGAAAAGUGUUUGUCUCAACGUCAAUUUUCUUAGACUAUCACAUGGCACUCUUCAGACCAUCUCUUGUGCAGAAAAUUUUGAUGCUGAUCAUGUUCCUCUAUGUUUCGCUUUAACCCAUUUGAAAGUGAGCGAAGGGGAUUGUGAUUUUAGUGCAGCUGCGUUGCUGCACAUUAUUGAAAAGUCAGCUCAUCUACAGUCUCUAGACCUUCCUGACGGACUUAAACUACGCAUUCUCAAGGAAGAGGAAAUUCAUCUUCUGCAGAAUGUUGUACCCCGCUGUUUGACAUAUUAUUUGAAAACUUUUAGACUCUCAGGUUUUAGGGGAAGUGUGGAAGAGGUUAGUUUCUUAGAAUACAUACUCAAGAAUGCUAGUGUUUUGGAGCAAUUUUCAGUCCAUCGCUCAAAAGACUUGAAGGGGAAGAGGGGAUAA